AGAAAAAUUGUGAAGAUUUGAGUAAUAUCUUAAACUCUAGUGAGUUCAGCAAUCUGUGAGAGUGGACAACAUUUAUCAUGUUAGAUUUAUUUCUGUGUAUGUUUCCUUUGAAGGUAGGUGUGCUAACUGCUGGCUCUACGAAUUUGGUUAUUUGGACUUAUCUUCUUCUGACCUCAGUUCUGGAUGCUCAAUUUAUCUCAGAUGAAAUAUUAUUCUCUGUUUGUUUUUCUUCUUUCAAUCUUGUAUCCGCCAUUUUCCUGCUUGCUGCUGUACUUAAGGAGAAUACAGUACUGUGUUUACCGUACAUAAUCAUAAACAGUUCAACCCAGAUUCUUCUAACAGCUGGUAUUUUGAUGGAUGUAAAUUCAGAGAAUUAUCCUGGAAAUGAGUAUAUUGGCGGAUAUCUAGUUUUCAUUUGUGCACAAAUCUAUUUUACUCUUCUUGUACUCAGCUGGAGGUCUAUGCUAACCAAGCACAACACAAAUGUGAAAGUUGAGAUGGAUAAUAAUAACAAGGUGAUCGAUUAUAAUAACAAGACGCUUAUUGUUGCCAUUGAUGGUGAGGAAAAAAAGAAAAAAGAAAAGAAUGCUGCAGUUUUCAACAUGAAGGAAGAGCAAGAGAAACUAAAAGCUAAGAGAGGGGGUCUCAAAGAAGUGAUUCCUGGUUUCGGACAAACGAGCAAAACAUUGGUUGAUAUUGAUAUCCAUGAUGGGAAAUCCUUCUCCUGUCUGUGCUGCAACAGUACCCAGGAGGAUGAUGAUGAAGAACAACUGUAUCCCUGAAAUGCAACUAAUGUUUUUUCUUGGUUUUUAAUGCAAUAAAAUGUAAGUUUAAAGAGAGAA
This is a messenger RNA of Eurytemora carolleeae, 842 nucleotides long. RefSeq lists its product as uncharacterized. The record is from RefSeq and is a predicted model, not a curated record. Lineage: Eukaryota; Metazoa; Arthropoda; Copepoda; Calanoida; Temoridae. The transcript has 11 exons. The coding region runs from base 78 to 782 and encodes 234 amino acids.